AUGCCCUGUGGCUUGAUCGUCUUGGAUUGUCAAUUAUUUGUUGUCGUUGUUUUUCUCGUCGGAUUAGUCAGUUCUAGAUCUGUUUAUUUCGAUAGUGAUCAACGAGAAUUCACGACAUCAAGAGAAAAAUUAAUGAAAAAAGAUCGAAGACAUUCGAUAUUUGACGACAAGAACAGAGCUGUUUUAGGUGAAUUACAUACAUAUCUAAGUAAUUAUGGCUAUUUACCGCGUUCGGAUUUGGAAACACGAGCAAUGCGAACCGAUGAAGAAUUUCGUUCGGCUAUUAAACGUUUGCAAACAUUUGCCACCAUUCCUGUUACUGGUAAAUUAGACAAAGCCACGCUUGAUUUAAUUCGACGUCCUCGAUGUGGUCUGGCAGAUCAAGACUCUAAUCGUCUCCCACGCCCUCAUACCUAUGGUAAUCGUCGUCAUCGACGUUAUGUUUUACAAGGACAAAAAUGGGCAAAAACUUAUUUAACCUAUAAAAUUAUGAAUUAUACAACUGAUAUGUCGCGCGAAUUAGUCGAACGAGCGAUUUACGAUGCACUAUUGAUUUGGUCUUAUCCAAGUCAAUUAAGAUUUCGACAAGCUAACGAUGAAGAACAUCCCGAUAUCGAAUUCUUAUUUGCUCAAGGUUAUCAUGAAGAUGGCUAUCAAUUCGAUGGCAAAGCACACGCAUUUUAUCCAGAAGAACAUCUCGGUGGAGAUGUACAUUACGAUGAAGACGAAGACUGGUCAGCCUAUCGUGAACUUGAAUAUGGUUUGAUGGAUUUGUUCUCAGUAACUGUUCAUGAAUUGGGACAUUCACUGGGUUUAAUGCAUUCGAAUAUUCCCGAUGCAAUUAUGUUUCCUUACUAUCGUGGUUAUUCAAAUAAUAUUAAAUUGCAUAAUGAUGAUAUUGCUGCUAUCCGUAGACUCUAUGGAGAUCCUCCAUCAGGAAUUGUAACACCUGAACCUGAUCAAAUUUCAAAAGAAUCUCAUGAUUACACAGUUACUGCAGAAACAUCGACUAUCAGUGAAAUCGAAAUGACAGUAACAACACUGCCGCCAACAACAACAACGACAGCAACAAUACCAACUACGACAACACUCAAAACGACAAUAUCCAUGAGUCCAGUUACAACGUUAACUUCUCUUCAUGUUUCAUUCAUACCAACGACAACGACAACGACGACGACAAUCGUUCAAUAUCCAACUACUCCCGUAACACCUUCAGAAGCGGAAGCCUCAAAACAACAAAGUCAAAUCAAUUCAAUAGACCGUUCAAAAUUAGAUUUAUGUGAUGGCUAUUAUGAUGCGUUAACAAUGUACAAAGGAGUUCUAUUUAUUUUCAAAGGACAAUACUUUUGGCAAUAUGAUCGACGUGGUUUAGAUCCAUUAUCACCGAUGAUUAAUAAUGCAUUUUGGUUGGGAUUACCUGAGAAUUUGAGCAAAAUCGAUGCAGCCUACGAACGUGCCGAUGGACGUUUAAUGCUUUUCUCAGGCCGUCAAUAUUGGAUCUUCGAAGAUAAUAAAAUAUCGAUUGAAAGUAAUGGUUUCAGCUAUCCACGUAAUUUAACUUCACUGGGCCUUCCAACCCAUGUUGAUCAUAUCGAUGCCGCUUUUCUCUGGUCAUUCAAUCGUCAAGCCUAUCUUGUUUCAGCUAAUCUUUAUUGGGCAUUAGAUGAAAGAUGGAAUCGUGUUAAUACGUAUGAUUAUCCAAGAGAUAUGACAAUGUGGCAAGGAAUUGAUGUACCAUUAGAUGACGCUUUUGUUGAUAUAUCUGGUUCGACAUAUUUUUUCAAAGGAUUGGAAUUUUGGCGUUUAAAUGAUACAAGUAUGGAAUCAGCGAUUGAUUAUCCACGUUCGAUCAAUACUGAAUGGCUUUAUUGUGAUAAGCCACGCUCAUCAUCAAAUCGGUCUAUUCAAACGACUUGGACUUGCUUCUUUUCUCUCCUCUUCGCUCUAAGCAUCUCAUACAUUCUUUGA
This is a messenger RNA of Adineta ricciae, 1968 nucleotides long. Lineage: Eukaryota; Metazoa; Rotifera; Eurotatoria; Adinetida; Adinetidae. The record is from the annotation of a GenBank genome assembly.